Molecule: messenger RNA, 1813 nt
Organism: Lingula anatina
Lineage: Eukaryota; Metazoa; Brachiopoda; Lingulata; Lingulida; Lingulidae
Product: microfibril-associated glycoprotein 4-like
Molecular function (GO): chitin binding
Source: RefSeq, a predicted model, not a curated record
GAGUCACUAGAGAGAACUUGGUCACUACUGCUUUCAGCAACAUGGGGUCCGUCUGGUUUGCUGUUGUUUCAGUUCUGGUUUUGGUGCAGCUGAGCUUUGCUGACAAGAACCGCUGCAUGGACAAGUGGCACAAUGUCUAUGUCAUCUAUCCGGGGUCCCAGUGUGGCCAGUUUGUCCAGUGGGCCAUAUCCAACCCCUCGGGAAGAGUCCUGAGCUGUCCCCACGGUAUGAGAUUCAACGUUGUUCAGUGUCACUGUGACCUGGCUGCCAAUGUCAAGUGUCCAGCCUCCAAGUCUCCUGUGGACUGUUCAGAUCUGGCACCAGCAGGCAUUAAGGUAUCUGGUAUCUAUAACUUCACUGUGGGAACGUGUAAGAUGGGGGCCUAUUGUGACAUGAAGGAGCCUGGGCACGAAUGGCUGUUGAUCCAAAAGCGUGAGACCAGCAUCCAAAAGCCCCUGGACUUCUAUGAAGGAAUGCGUUCCUAUGUAGAAGGCUUCGGACAGCUGGGCUUUGAAUUCUGGUGGGGUCUGGAUAACAUGUAUCAGCUGACCAAUCCAAAGAAGAACAGCCGCAAGUAUGAACUACGUGUAGAUCUCAAAGACUUCAACGGCCAUUCUGGGUUUGGAGUCUUUACUGAUUUCUCCAUUAGCAGUGCCAGUGACGGAUACAAACUGUACCUUGGGAGUCUCAAAGAGGGAAAUGUUGGUAAGAUGUUGGGUAGAUUAAUGGAUCAGUUCUUGAGGCUUAUUUUGAUAAUAAUAAUAAUAACAAUAAUUAUAAUUAUAAUAAAAAUAACAGUAAUAACAGCUGACAUCUCAAAGGGGAAUAUAGGUAAGAUUACUAAAGGCUGAUUUUUUCUUAACUUUGAUGGCAUAAUUCAGUAUUAUCCAGGGAAAGAAUUUGAACCACUUCAUGGCUAAUUUAUAAUCACAUCUACAGCUAAUUAAAAGUCAGUUUUCAAAACUUUUCUUCAACUUUUUAGGAGACUCCUUCAUUGGUUCCAGAAACAUGACCUUCAGCACCAGAGAUCGUGACCACAACAAAAUGGCCACCAAACAUCACGGCGGAUGGUGGUACAGCAACGACAGCCGUUCCAACCUCAACGGGAACGGGAUGCGCCAUGGCUCCUACCACUCGAUUGUCCCUGACGGUGUCUACUGGAAAUCAUUCCGCGGGGUAUGGUAUUCCUUAGAAGCCACCAAGAUGGCCAUCAGACCCAUGCAUAUGCCAAAGACCACCUCCUCCACCAAGAGAACAACAAAGAGCACAACAACUUCUACAACAAAAAGUACUACGACUUCGACGACCAAAACAACAACCAAGACGACAACGACCACUCCCAAGUCAACUUCGACCACUCACAAAUCAACUUCGACCACUCACAAGAGGCCAACGACAACACGCAAACACGAUGAUAGUGGUGCCCAUGGAUUCCUUCCAUUUGAUUACUAACUAAAACAUUUCAUGAAGAAUAGCAUAAACUUAUUAUUAGGUGGUCGCCAUCUACAUACAGAAUAAGUUUCUGUAUAUGAACAAACAUGGUUCAGACAACAAAAUUUUUGAUACAGUCACUAUUUUAUUAUGCCAUUAGUCAUGUAAACUAACACCAGUGACCAGUUGUUUUCUUUUUAACUUUGUGAGUCUACCAUAUAUGUCAGACUUCAAGACUUAUUAUCAGAUCUUUAAAAAUCUGUUUCAUGCAAAUGACCAUAUGUUUAUAUCCUAUGUCUGGGUCAAACAUGUAAGCAAAAAUUCAUAGAGUUGUUACAGUAGUAACAAGUUUAUUGGAUAAACUUAUGAUUCACAAAAUCCA